This is a messenger RNA of Brassica rapa (field mustard), 9042 nucleotides long. RefSeq names its product ethylene-responsive transcription factor ERF057. Lineage: Eukaryota; Viridiplantae; Streptophyta; Magnoliopsida; Brassicales; Brassicaceae. Gene Ontology annotation, biological process: regulation of DNA-templated transcription. The record is from RefSeq and is a predicted model, not a curated record. Gene Ontology annotation, cellular component: nucleus. Gene Ontology annotation, molecular function: sequence-specific DNA binding; DNA-binding transcription factor activity.
AUUUCAUGUCAUAUGGUUGCUCACACCAUUGUCUAAAUACCAUAUCCUAUCCCCGUCUGUACUUGACUCGAAUUCCUUAAGGCACACGUUUCUUUCAUUGAGAUAUACUAUAUCAUGCAUCAUCAAAGCAUCUGUCUCCUCUGUAUCUUCUUCUUUGUGCUCUUGUGUGUUUUGCAACUUAAGCAACCUAUCAGGACAUGCUGCCGCAAAGUGACCCAAUUUGUCGCACCUAAAGCAGGUUACCUUGGAGGCAUCUCGGUUCUCCCAGUAAGACCUAGAAGCAUCUCGAUUUUCCCAGUAAGAUCGCCCCGUCCUCUUUCUUGGUUAGUGUAUCUUCCUCCUUGACCCCUUCUUUUGUACUCGCCAUAGUAGUUCGAGUUUGAUUGUGACUCCAUGUUGGCAUACAUUAACUUGCUUUGAUUGUCUUGGCGAUCUUCUUCUUCCUCACAUAUGUGUUAUUCAUAAGUUUUUAAACGCCCAAUGAUAUCUUCAAAGCUAGUGGUUUUUAGGUCAAGGAUUUGCUCAAGAGACGCAACUAUAUGGAUAUACUUUUUCCCUGGUAGGCUUUUGAGAAAUUUCUUCACCAAUUUGGUUUCUUCCGUAGCUUCUCCUAAAGCGGCUGAUUUGGACGAGAUUUCGGAUAAAUUUCCAACAAAAUCAUCUAUGCUAUGUUAUCUUUCAUCUUGAGUCGAUCAAACUCAGCCAUAAGCGUUUGAAGUCUCGCUUCCCUUAUUCUGUUUGCACCAACGUGACGAGCUUUGAUCGCGUCCCAGACCUUUUUUGCUGUCUCUAGUUCCCUGACUUGUAGAUUCAACGCUUCCGGAAUUGAUUGAAAUAGCAGAGCUGUUGCCAUGUCGUUUUUUCGGCUUCAUUAGAUUCAUUCUCCACCACCUCCCAUACUUUAUGGACUUUAAGCAAGAUCUUCAUGCGUAUUACCCAUACAGUAUAAUUGGUAGUGUUUAACAUCAGACAACUUAUCGAGGAUGGUCCUCUUUCUUUAGGUUUUUUCACCACGGUUAUUAGGUCUCCCAUGAUCGCUUCUUCUCUCUCUUAUUGUGAGGCUCUGAUACCACAAUAUUGAAUCUAAGAUCGUAUAUAAACUCAAACAAAUAACUCUCUUUAUUAAUCUCUCUUAAGGAAACACUCACAAAACCUUAAACUUCUCAAACACAAUCUCAAACUCACAAAGGUAUGUAACACUCUUGCACCUCUUUAUAUAGAUAAUAUAUUUCCUAAACUCAUUAGUAAUAUCAUUAUCCUAAACCUAUCUCAAAUAGGAUAAACAUAACUUGUUCUUAAAGUUAACCUUCAUGUUUAUCUCCAACAAAGGAGAUUUCCUCUCCGUCACAUCUCUUGUAGAAAGUGUCCACAACGUUGCUAGCCAUUCAUUUAUGAUUGGUCAUCAGGUCCAAGGGAUAUCAGAUUACCUCUCUCAGCAUCAGUGAAAGACGCAACAAACGAGACAGGCUGGACACUUCCUUAACAAGAUCAGACAAUGCUCUACCGCUCCAUAUUCACUUAACUACCAUGAAAUUACUUCUACAGCAGUCUACCCCAGAUUCUUUUCAUUGGGUAGUUCAGGCCAAGGACUGCAAAGGGUUCUCUUCUUCGAAGACUUGGGAGGCGGUAAGGCCACAAGCUGAGGAAAAAGUGUGGGCCAAAUCAGUGUGGUUCAGUGGAGCAAUCCCAAGACAGGCUUUCAUUAUGUGGCAAGCAAAUCUCAACCGACUACUGACGAAAGUAAGGCUUGCUUCUUGGGGUUUAAAUAUACAAACAGCUUGUUGUUUCUGCAGCAAUCACGGCGAAUCACGAGACCACUUGUUCCUCAACUGUACUUACACCAUGGUGCUCUGGAACUGGAUCUUCGAGCGGCUAGACCCUCAUUGUACGGCUUUCCUAACGUGGGAAGAGCUCCUCUCUUGGUUAUGAGUCUCAGCUGCAUCAGCACCCUCAACCCUGAAGAAUAUAGCUACUCAAUCCCUUCUCAACAAUGUCUGGAGGCAGCGUAACUCUGCAGUUCACCUCAACGGAUUCUUAUCAUUGCAGACAACUUUCAACACCAUCGACAGGGAAAUCCGCAACACCAUUAAUGCAAGAACACAUAAGAGGAAGUUCACGACUCUUAUGCAGCUUUGGAUUAGAUGACUCGUUCUUCUACUCUAAUUUUAUGUGCAUACCUUGUUUUUUAUCUCUUUUUUUGCCAAAGUAUCACUAACUAGGCUUUUGUAACCCUGAACCUUUCAUUUUAUGAUAUUCACAUUUUAGCACAAAAAAUAUAUAUGGCGGCACUAACGGUUGCAAAUAGCGUCACCACGGGUCAUCGCUAUCAAUCCUAUGUAGCCAGAGGAGGCCUUGCAUGGUUACGAACUCGUUGCUUGCUGAGGCUAGGUAUUGACGUUGACUGAUGAUUAUCCAAUUAUAUAUCUUCGGUGAUUAAGGUUGCCGUUUGUCACCUACUGGUGUUCAGGCUUUAGGAAUUUAAUAUUUCAUUUUGUUAUUCCUUGUUUCCUUGAUACUCUAUAUGCAGUUUUUUUUGUUGAAGUAGAAUUUGUGUUUCUUCGGUUCCAUCAUUGAAAUAAACAUACUUCGGAAUAAAAAAAAACAUUUUUCUCAAUUUAUUAUAUCAAAGAUCACUUCUUGAUACUAAAAUAAUUUUUGUAAUGAAAAUAUAAAAUAAUUUAUAACUAAACACUAUUUUAUUCUACUAUUCCACUCGUUCUUCCACCCAAUUUUUUUUAUUUUAGAUUAUUUGACUUUCACCAUAACUAUUUACCAUAUAAUUUUUCAAUAUCUGAUUUUUUUUUUUAAAACAGCAGAUAAACCAAAUUCAUUGAUGACAGAAAAAAAACAAAUUCAUUUUAUCUCUUAGCCAACCAAGUUUAUUUUUGUAAAAAACUGAUAAUUUAUCUAUCUGUACUUCUUUUUCGGUAAACAAUAGUUUCCAAACCUUAACAUUUUUUUUUUGAAAAAGUGAUAGUUUAUCCAGUUUUCCUUCUAUUUUCAGUAAUAAGAAUCCAAAUAAAAGUUACAUAGCGACUAGUUGUGUAACUUUUUUUAUGAUUCAUUUUUAAAAGCUUCAAAAUAAUUUUUCUAAUCGGAAAAUUAUAUUUUAAUAUCAAAACUGUUAAAACUUAAAUCCUUACCAGCUUGAUCUUGUUUCCAGACAUAUGUCCUCAAAUCCAUACAAUCAUAUAUCCCGCAAAAAUUGCAAACUAGAAAUUUUGAGACGUGAACAAAAAGAACUAUUUGGAGAAAAAAUGUGAAGACACAUUUUCACCAACACUACUAAAUCACAUUUUAAGUAAAACUGCAAGUUGCUCAAAAAAAAAAGAAAGUAAAACUGCAAAAUUGCAUACUUAUUCAAAAACUGUGCAUUCACAUUUUUUUUGUAUGAACCACAAAUUUGCAGAUUAUAGUAUCCACAAAAGCACAUUUGUUAGCUAAAACUGCAAAAAUCACAUUGUCUAUCAAAACCUUAAUGCCAAUUUUUUCUAGAACCGUAAUCUAGCAUUUUCCACUAUAAACACAAAAACUUCAUUGUAUUCAAAAUCUCGUAAACGUAUUUUUCGGCGAGAACCAUGAUAUUUUGCUAGAAAACACAACCACAUGUUUUUCGUCAAAAUCUCAAAAUAGAUAUUGUAGCUAAAACUGCAUAAUCAAAAAAAAAAAAUUAAAAAAAAUUGGCAAAACUUUAAAAAUAAUAUUGUCAAAACCAAAAAACAACAAUUUCUUGCCAAAUCUAUAAAUAUUGCCUUCAAAACUAAAAUCAAAUCUCAUGUUUACGUAUAUUGAGAGAUGAUAUGUUUGAAGCAAGGGAGUGAUAGUGAGACUGCUCUAUAGAGUCAUAUGGGUUGAGAGUGUCGCUCAUCAUUUCACAAUAUUGUUCAAAUGUAUCGGUUCUUCCGUCAUGAUUUGUGGUAACGACAUAGUUCCGGUAUAACCGAGGAUGGUUCUGUAUAACAUUAACUUAUAUAAACUUAUCGGGACGUUAUUUUAUAUUUACCAUGACAACUCAUCUUCUCUGAUUUUUGAAAAAGAGUCGUUUUUCGUUUCUACUUUCUGUAUCAAGAAAACAGAGCAAGUCGAAGCAAGAAACAAAGUGUGAGUGAUGCUUUCAUCGAGACUCGAUAUGAAAUUUCCAAUAGACGAGCUGCACUCGCCUCAACCUCUUUUGCAAAAGUACAUGCACUUUCCAAUACAUCGCUCUUUUUCAAUACGCAUCUUCUCAACAUCUCCCCAACAAUUGCAAGAAACCUGAGAAAGAUUUGAUUUUGUACGAUUCAAAGACCAAUGUUGUCUCUGUUUUCCCUCGUGGUGGGAAUUCUGAUGACCGAGCAGUAAAUCUCUGAUUAUUUAUGCAUCGACUUGCUUCUACAAUCUCUCGCUAAUUUCCUGCCUACGUACUUUCCAUCGUGGCGGCAUGCUCUUCCGUCGAGAGGGCAUUCUUAGCCGGUGUAAGACCCGCACAUAAGUGAAGAUCAUAUUUCUUCUAUUAUACCAAAAUACGGACUGGUGAAGAUUGGCAAGAAUAGAGUAAUCUGGGUCGAGAAUAUCGUUCUCUUACUGGUCAAAGAACCACCACAUGCGUUUUGAAAAAUCUUAAGAAAAUUGGAUUCUGGAGCUGUUUUGCAGAUACGUAUAUGGAAUUGGAAAGAUAAAAAAAAUGACUCUCUUGUGAGAUAUGUUGAUGGAAGUAGGGUCUACAACUUCAGGGAGGGAUUUUUUUGAAAAUUUAAGGUAACAAAAUCAUGUCCACCAAUCCUUAGAAGCUUGAUGGAGUUUUAACAAGCUCAGAAGUUCUCUAUCAUGUCUCUAUUCUAGAACAACAUGAACCCAUUAAAAGAGGAAGAUGAGAACUUAUGGGGUUUGCAAAAGACCAAAAGUAUCCUUCUUUUUGAGAUUGAUUGGGACGCUAUAGAUAAACGUUGUGGAACUAUUUAAUAUUUCAAAAUUCAUGCAGAGGACUAGUGAAACCUACAUUAUAUUUCUUUUAUGGGACAUAUUUAUUGAAGCGGCUCAUUAUCUUUAAUCUGAGACGAGCCCACUUAUGAACAUUUGCUUUUAUCAUGGAAUUUAUAACAGUAACAUUUUCUCAUUUUCGUUGCUAACUUGGUUUGUGAAGUAACAGUAGACAGACAUGUCAAUUAGGACUGAAGCCCGCAGUCCGAACCCGUCCAGCCUAAUUUUUUUUUGGAAUUGGGCUUAGUUUUAUAAGCACAUAUAAAAUUGGGUCUUUCGGACUAAGUCCAUUUGGGCUUUGGGUAUUUUGGGCAUCAAUCCGUUUGAGCUAAAGCCGGCCCGAAAACGUGAAAUUUUAUAUUGUAUUUUAAAUAUUAUCGUUCUUGCAAUCAAAACCAUUAAUAAUAUUGACAUAUUAUUUAAUAUUUUUAUCCAAACUCUAAUAAAGAAAAUAUAAAAGUUAUGUAUUUUAUUAUUUGAUCAUCACAAGUGUCACAUUUUAAAUUUUGCAAAUGUACCUUUUUCUUUUAUGUAUACCAUGUUUUUUUUUUUAAAUUUCAAAAUACGAAGUAUUGAAACGUUUGACUAUGUUAAUUUUGUUCUCUUAUAUAUUUAGUUUAAUAUAUAUUUUAUUAUUUACAUUUUAUUAAAUUUGGCUUGUUUAUAAUAUGUUUUUAAAGCAUAUAAAAAAAGUAAAAAAUAUUUGACAAGAGAAAAGUUUAAACUCAUUUUAUAUUUUAAAACAAAAAAAAUGAAAUUGUUUUGAAUGAAAAUUCACAUAUAUUAAAAUGAUGGAAGUGAAAAUGAUAAAUUAUUUUUCGAAAAACCCAAAAAAACCCGAAAAACCCUAUAGCCCUAUAAAGACCCAACCGAGCUUUGAAACCUAGGCCCAAAAUAUUUCUAGACCGGGCUCAAAUAUUUACGGACUUAGUGGGUUUGGGCCGGGCCGGCAAGGCCGGCCCUGAGAUUUUGGAGGCUUGUGGCUGUAUUUAUGUAAAAAAAAUUUUUUACAAAUUUGGAGGCCUAAAUUUUUUUUCGGAGACUUAUUCGUAUGUAAUUUUUUAAAAAAAUUUGGAGGCCUGUUGCAAAUGUUUCACUACGCAUUUCCCAGGGCCGGCCCUGCGGACCGGACCAAUCCAAAUUGACACCCCUAAGUAACAGAGACCAAUAUGGUUAGAACAGACAAAUUUAUUGGAGAAGCAAAAUUAAAACUAACAAGUGACAGAGCUGCAAUAAUCCAUGAGAAAAGGAAAUGUCUCUUUGUUCUCAUCCUUUUGCUACUUGAAAUGUCCCUUGAAAAACGAUAAUAAUUAGGUGAUUCAAAGUGUCCUUUAACUAAUGUUGGAAUUUAAGUAAGAUAAAAGGUAGCAGCAAUCGGUGCGAGUCCACUGGUACUGGUAAUCUAUAGAGGGCCAUUGAAUCAUGAUUAAAAAUAUUGAUUACCUACCUAAUCAUGGCCUAUUAGUUUAGCAAUGAAUUCAUUAAUUAACAAUAUUGACAUGCUAAAUUCAACUGUUAUUAUUUGUUUAUUUUGAAAAAGGAUGGCCUAUAGUCAACGAAUUAGCGGUUUCAUCUCGAGUUCUUUUUAGUUUCAUGAUUUAUACAAAUUUCGCGUAUAACUCAGAUAUGCGUCUUUGUUAAACCUAAGUGAUGAUACAACAUCGACAUUGAUAUAUAGACCAUUCACUUAUAUAAAUUUAUGUUCAUUUGUAAUCGUUGUUUGCUUAGUCGAAAUGGUUAGUCGAGUUGUGCAUUCCUAUAUCUAAAUGAUUGUUCGUAAACAAAUUUGCGUGAGAAAUGAUAGUAACUUUUCACUUUAUGGUGGUGGUUGCUAUAUACAGCUACUAAAACAAUUUGAUGGUCAGUAUAAAUAUCUUCAAAACUGCGUGAAAAAAGUGGAGAAGAUUCACAAGAAGCAACCUAAAGUUCCACGCUUUUCCUGAAGUAAACAAAGGCUGAUGAAGAAUCCAAUAUACUAUCUAAAGUUAUAUUAUAGACAAUGAUAUUGACCAUUUUUAUUCAUUAUGGUUUGACAUUGAGCCUCGUUUCUUUUGUUAAUCGAGCCUCAUUUCUUUUUAUAACUAUGUUAUCUUGUAAUCAAAAAUCGAAUUUUAUAUCUUUAAUAAAAUAUGUUUAAUUUCCAAGCUAAAAAAUAAUCUUUGUCGGUUUCCAAAUGACAUUAAAGACCAAGAAGGCGAGCUAAAGAAGUUCUGCUAAAAUGAGACUGAAGCUUGAAGCAGGCUUGCGUAGGAUACAACGUGUGCACACGUCUAUGUGGACCCGUUGUUUUCGCAGUUAAAGCUGACAGGUUCGACUAUUGUUUUACACAUUUUCCAGAUUAAAAGCCAAAAACAAAUUGGGACAUUCAAAAUAUAAUCUCCAAAAUGUUAAUUACAAUCAUUGCCAAAAUAUAUACAUAAGAAUCUUAUAGUAACAGUAUACUCGCAUAUUGGGGUUAAGAUUUUUGAUACUUUGUUUCAUUUGAUGUAAUAGGCAAGAAAAUUAACAGAUAUUAAGCUUCCAUAAAAUUGUAUUGGGUUAAUUGACUCUCUUUUGUUUUUGUUUUUCAAUAUAGAAAGGAUAAUUGACUUUAAACACCAAUAAACAUAAAAGGAUUUUGAGUCGCCAUAACAAUUGUCAACGACACAACGCGUUUAUUUGAUAAUAUUUUACUUUGAUGCGCUUUAUUCUCUUAAGAUUAGAUAUAUGCAUUUUGUUGUAAAUACAUAUUAAAAUAGUGUUUAGUAUUUACAUUGACUUCACCACAUAAAACCCCCAUGGGCGAAACGAACACAUAUAUAAGCCAAAGGAUAUGGAAACUAUCAACACACAAGAAUAUUUCAAAUCUGGAAUACACAAACAAUCUUCUUUCCUGUUUAGCAUUCAUGUGCGUGUUUUUUUGUUUUUUAGGCAAUUUCUUUUAUCAAUUGGGCUUCUUCUUUUUUCUCUCUAGAAGCUCAUUUUUAUUUCUCCAAAUUAAUUAAUUUCUUUUGCACAAACUACAAAUGGAAAUAGCUUUGAACAGGAAUGACUACGUAGAAGAGUUCAUGAAAGCUCUUGAACCGUUCAUGAAGGUAACUUCAUCUCCUUCUUCUCCAUCUUCAUCAAAAGCAAUACCAAUUACUCAUGAUAACCAAACAUUACCGGUAUGUAAUCAAACCGGUCCAAUUGGGCUAAACCAGCUCACUCCCACUCAAAUCCUCCAAAUUCAAACAGAGUUACAACUCAGACAAAACCAAGCUCGUCGUGGCUGCAGUGGCCACGACCUCAAUGUUCUGAACGCUAAACCAACCCUAAUGAAGAAAACCAACGUAACUAAACCGGCUAAACUAUACCGAGGCAUUAGACAACGGCAUUGGGGAAAAUGGGUUGCUGAGAUCCGGUUGCCUAAAAACCGAACCAGGUUAUGGCUUGGUACGUUCGAAACCGCGGAAGAAGCUGCAUUAGCUUAUGACCAAGCUGCUCAUAAGAUUAGAGGAGAAAACGCUCGUCUCAACUUCCCCAACAUUGCUUUUCUUGGAGAAUAUAAUCAGACCUUGUCUCCUUCUGUCAACGCUAAGAUUGAAGCCAUCUGCAAUAGCUCAGAGCUUCCCCCGUCUAAGCUCAAGAAACCGGCGAAAACAGAGGAAGGGUUCUUUGGUUUUCACUAUAUGGGUCAUGAACUGGAGCAAGAACGUGAAGUUCCGGAUAACUUCGGAUACAGGUCGGGUUCUUCUCCAGAGUCGGAUUUAACGUUGUUUGAUUUCUCAAGCGAAUGUGUGAAGGAAGAUGAGAGCUUUUGCAUGGGUUUGCAGAAGUGUCCUUCUUUUGAGAUUGAUUGGGACGCUAUAGAAAAACUCUCUGGAUCUAUUUAAUCUUUCAUGAUUCAUUCGUUUAUAAAUUCUUAGUAGAUUAUAUUUGGGGAAAUUACAUGUUUAUCACUUUCAUGGUACCACUUUUCAUUUUUACCACCACUAAUGAGACAUUUUCAAAAAUACCUUCUUCAUUAAGUGGCAAAAGACUCUUAUGCCCUUCUUAUUUAUAUAUAUAAUAAAUUAUUAUUUAAAUAAAAAAAAUAAAAAAUAAUAAAAAAAUAAAAAAAAA